AGCAGAGAAUGGAGAGAGCGGGGGGAGUUGAGAGAGUGGAGGGAGUGGAGGAGAGAGUGGAGAGAGCGGGAGGAGCAGAGGGAGCAGAGGGAGCGGAGGGAGCGGAGGGAGCAGAGGGAGCAGAGGGAGCGGAGGGAGCAGAGGGAGCAGAGGGAGCAGUGGGAGGAGCAUUCCCCGUGCGGCGCGUGGAGAUCAGCGUGUGCGAGCCGGAGCGGCGUGCCGACGGCCGCGAGGUCUUCACCGUCUACCUGGUGGAGAGCCGCGCGGGCGAGGGGCCCCCGCCGCGCUCGCUGUGGCGCCGCUACAGCGAGUUCGAGCUGCUGCGCCGCCACCUGCUCGCGGCGUUCCCGCACGUCGUGGUGCCUCCGCUGCCGGAGAAGCGCGCCGAGUUCGCGUGGCAGAAGCUGUCCUCCGACAACAUGGACCCCGACUUCGUGGAGCGGCGGCGCGCCGGCCUCGAGGCCUUCCUGCUGCGCGUGGCGUCGCACGCGGAGUUGGCGCGCGACGCCGUCUUCUCCGCCUUCCUCGUGCGGGAGCGCGGCUGGAGGGAGGCCGCCGGGGCCGCCGGCUCGCGGGCGGUCGCCGACUCCCGCCCGGUCGGGGCCCCGGCGGCCGCCCCCCCCCCGCGCGUCGAGAUCCCCGACCGGCGCUUCGCCGAGCUCGAGGCGUACGCCGAGGAGCUGCGGGCGGCGAUCGGCGCCAUCCUGAAGGCGCGCGCCCGCGCCGCCGACCGCCUGUACGGCGUCUACAAGGUGCACGCCAACUACGGGCGCGUCUUCAGCGAGUGGAGCGCGCUGGAGCGGCGCGAGACGGGCGACGGGCUGCAGAGCGCCGGGCACCACAUGGACGCCCACGCCGCCUCCGUGGACGACCUGCUGGAGGAGGAGGAGCACUACGCCGACCGCCUCAAGGAGUACCUGCGCUUCGCCGACGCGCUGCGCCGCGUGUGCCGCGAGGCCGAGCUGCGGCGCGCCGGCGUGGAGGCGCUCGCGAGGGAGCUGGCGCUCGAGAAGCGGCGGCGCGACGAGCCGGCGGGCGGCGCCGCGCGCCCCUUCUCGCUGCGCGGCGUCGCCGGGAAGCUGUUUGGGCGCGAGGCGGCGGAGGCGCGCGAGGCUCGCGCCGAGCGGCUCGGGGCGCGCGUGGCGCUCGACGAGGCGGCGCUGGCGGAGAGGGAGGCGGAGGCGGCGGAGUUCUCGCGGCGCGCCGCCGCCGACGUCGCCCGCUUCCAGCGGCAGAAGGUGCGCGACGUGCGCGAGGCGCUCGUGGGCUACGCCGUCACGCAGAUCGGGGUGUGCAAGAAGGGCAUCGGCGUGUGGAGCAACGCCAAGGAGUCCUUCGGCAAGAUGUAACUCUUCCCCCUCGCCGACUCCUCCCCCUCGCCGACUCCUCCCCCUCGCUGUUUUCCCGUCGACUCCGCUCGUUGAUUUCUCCACCGAUGUUCAGGGACUCGGCCUCGCGGACGCCGCCCGUUUGAUCUCAUCUCAUCCGCACAGCGUUGAGGGCACCACCCGGCUGCGGGUCACGACGCUUCUCCUGUUGCUUGCUCCUCUCCUCGACGCUGCCGCCCCUCACACCCGCGACCGACUAUGGACUUGACUGCCAUUGGCUCAUUUCAAGAAACGUCCUUUUUGUUGCUGGCCCGCUUGAAGAUUUGUGCCUUUGGGCUUCUUGCUCAGCAACUGCGUUAAACAAAAACAGAGACACACACACGUCUUCACACACACGUCUUCACACACACACAUACGUCUUCACACACACACACAUCUUCACACACACACACACGUCUUCACACACACACACGUCUUCACACACACACACGUCUUCACACACACGUCUUCACACACACACGUCUUCACACACACACGUUUUAACACACACAUGUCUUCACACACACGUCUUCACACACACACACGUCUUCACACACACACGUCUUCACACACACACACAGGUCUUCACACACACACACAGGUCUUCACACACACACACACACGUCUUCAGACACACACACUCAUCUUCACACGUGCAAGCUCACCCAUUCCCUCGUGUGCUCACUGACUCGCUAACGGGACCAGUGCAUUGUCCCCCCCCCCCCUCCACUGCUGCUGCGGGUGGAGUCUCACCUGCACCCGAACAGCGCCAGGCCGGGGUUCCGUAUUUACUGGAGUGGGGGGGGGGGGGUGACGAAGCAUCGAUUGGGCGAAUUAAAAUGGAUUGAAUCAUGCCUACGAUGACACGCAUUGCACAUUGUGCACGUGAGAGUGGGUCACGCUUGGGGCGCGUGAUGGGUCCGUUUGGUGAAUGCUGCCGCCAGAAGGCGGCUGUGGCUACGUUCACCGCGAUGUGUAAAAUUAACAAAUAGAAACGUGAUUAGAAUUGGGACCCCCCCCCCCCCCCCCACGAAUCGUAACAAUUCAUCGAAUGUCGAGCACACGAAUCCUUGUGCGCGCCUGCAGACUGCCCGUCGUAGGGGACAGACACGCCGGCUGCGGAUCUCUGUCCCUGCACGCUCCGAGUUGAGAGCACCACGCAUCCCGGCGGGCACGCGGACCUUCUGUUUGUGCGCAGUUUCGGUGGCGUUGGUUCGACACGCGCAAACUUUGGACCGGUUUGUGCCAUUCGCUGUCUCCGUCGGCCGAGUCCGGUUUGCUUGAACCAAUUCUGGCGAGCUGGCAGAUGCUUGGAGGCGGCAGGGUCCCUCUCAUCCGUGUUAGAUACGGGGGAGGGGGGGGGACCCUGCUUUGAUGCCCGGCCGAUGGUUGCGGACUCCCCGUGUGACGUUCACACGCGACUGUACCGAGCCGGGCUCCCAAGCCGGAGCCUCAGCGUGGCUCCGGCUUGCGGCUGGAGGGAAAGCCGGCCACUGCGAGCCCCCUCGGGUGUUGAGAGAGAGAAAGCAGAGUGCGGGUUGGGGCUCUGGUGCUCACCAACCCACCCCACCCCCCACGCUGCCUCCUCCUCCAACACUCUGGAUGGGUCCAUGCCCCCUGAGUGGGGGACGUGGCCUUGCCUCCGUGCACCCACAGGCGAGCCCUCCACAUGUGGGGACACGGAUGGUUCAUCCACACGCACGGUCGUCGCCUCCAUGCGCACAGACGAAUCCUUCACAAGACAAAGACCCCCCGUGUAGCCUCUUACCAGGGCUGGUGGGGUGUAAGCGCUGUUAGCGAGCGUGCGAGAAGGGGCACAACGGCACGCAAGCGGGCUGGAUGGGCAGCACCACACCCGGGCCGCCUUUUGGCUUCACUACAAGCACCACACCAGGUGCUUGUCAGCGCACACACACACCGUGGGUGUGUUUUGUGUUACCUGUGGGGAGGCGUCUGUGAGGCGGCCCCAUAUUCGCGCAUCACAAGCCUCGUCGGCAGGGAAUCACUCGCUGGGUUGCUCUGCCCAGCCAGUGGGCUCAGACCGCGUGGCUUUGCCACCGCACGCGGUGACCUCCGCCAGUGACCUCGGAGUCGUGGACGCUGCGUCUGGGUGGGAGGUGGAGGCUGCGUAUGACACCACCCACCUGCAGAGCUCCCACGUGCGCAGAGGUUUGCUGCACCGCGGAAUCUCGAGAGAGGUCCCCGGCCACCGCUCGUUGGAUUCUCUCCGGGUCCUGCAGGACCCUGCAGGGUGCUGCAGGGUGCUGCAGGGUGCUGCAGGGUCCUGCAGGGUCCUCUCCGCGUGCGCAGAAACACUUCACCUCAUUGAAGAAUGAAAAAGCAAAUUUCCAUCGGCACUGCGUAUUUCACGCACGUUGAACUUCUUUCGCGCCGUACGUAGCCAACCGUGCUAAUCGGAGGUGCGGGGGAAGAGUGGCAAUCGUGGAGCAUGCCCGCGUCUUGCUGCUGCGCCUGCUGCUGCUGCUCCUGCUGCUGCUGCUCCUGCUGCAGCUGCUGCUCCUGCUGCAGCUGCUGCUCCUGCUGCAGCUGCUCCUGUUGCUGUGCCAGGGUGCCCCCUGCACGGGCGGUGCGGGGCCUUUUGCGUCGCCCGCAGACGAAGCCGUCCCAGCCGACGCCACGGGUUGUUUGUCGGCAAGUUUGGCGACACAUUCCGAGCGCUUCGUGCUUCUCCGGCGCCUUGUUUGCUGGAACCCGGCAUCGUCGGUGGGAGAGGGGAGAGGCGCGGUCCGCGUGACAGCCGCGUGCAGGAUGCAGGAUGUGGACAGACCCGGCGGGGCGCUGUUGGAAGACCCGCGGUGUCCACGUGCCGGGCACGAGCUGCGUGUGUCUCUGUUGCGUGUCCGUGCCUCUGCGGCAGCGUGCUUGGGGGGGGCGACGGUCGUGAGAGGCGGGUCGCGGUUCUUUUGAUUCGACUAAUCAUGCCCGAUUCUAAAGCUCGUAGAUGCGCACUCGAUGACGUUUUGUUGUUGUUCAUGCAAUGCCGGCACGUCGAUAAUUGUUUCAGCGGUGUUUGAUUGCGAUGUCUGAUGAUCCGCGCUUCAUGGGCCCCUGUGAAGCUUUUCGCUGAAAAUAAUAAUAAUCUGUCGCGCGCGCACGUGCGUCCUUCGCAAUGCCAUGAUGUUGAUUCUCGAUCCAGUAAAACAAAGCAAGUGUG
Lethenteron reissneri (Far Eastern brook lamprey) is the source of this 4542-nucleotide messenger RNA. It is a transcript of the gene SNX4, whose product is annotated as sorting nexin 4. Gene Ontology annotation, biological process: positive regulation of autophagosome assembly; protein transport. Gene Ontology annotation, molecular function: phosphatidylinositol-3-phosphate binding. Gene Ontology annotation, cellular component: SNARE complex; early endosome membrane; plasma membrane. The record is from RefSeq and is a predicted model, not a curated record. Lineage: Eukaryota; Metazoa; Chordata; Hyperoartia; Petromyzontiformes; Petromyzontidae.